Molecule: messenger RNA, 2046 nt
Organism: Verticillium alfalfae VaMs.102
Lineage: Eukaryota; Fungi; Ascomycota; Sordariomycetes; Glomerellales; Plectosphaerellaceae
Product: transcription factor tfiiib complex subunit brf1
Exons: 2
Coding region: 1-2046 (681 amino acids)
Biological process (GO): DNA-templated transcription initiation; transcription preinitiation complex assembly; transcription by RNA polymerase III
Cellular component (GO): transcription factor TFIIIB complex; nucleus; transcription preinitiation complex
Molecular function (GO): TBP-class protein binding; RNA polymerase III general transcription initiation factor activity; RNA polymerase III type 3 promoter sequence-specific DNA binding
Source: RefSeq, a predicted model, not a curated record
AUGCCGCCGCCGCCGCUGCAGCGAACAAACGCGCGUCGGCCAUGGUGUCCUCGAGCGGGCCCCAAGUGUCCCAACAAGCACUGCACGAACCCCAAAGUCGUCGACGGCAUCUGCCACGGGUGUGGUCGCAUCGCUGAGGAGAGCAACAUUGUGGCCGAGGUCCAGUUCGGCGAGACGUCCUCCGGUGCUGCCAUGGUGCAGGGUAGCUACAUCUCGGCCGACCAGGGCGGUGCGCGGACGUUUGGCCCCGGAGGUCGCGGUGCCGGCUCGAGCCAGCGCGACAAGACCAUCAUUGACGCCAAGAACCUCAUCCACGGCUACGUCUGGCGUCUCGCUGGCAAUCCCCGCCCGCACAUUGUCGACAAGGCCGUCGCCACGUUUAAGCUCGCCAUGGGCCAGGGCUUUACCCAGGGCCGUACCCUUCAGAUGGUCUGCGCCGCCUGCAUCUACUACGCCUUUCGGUCGCAGGAGAGGGUCGAGGGCAACGAGCGCGAGACGCAGUUUGUCAUGAUGCUCGAUCUCGCCGACCUGACGCGGCUCAACGUCUUUCGUCUCGGCCGCUGCUUCAAGGCGCUCGUCAACAAGGUGCCCAUUGGCAGUCUCGCCUGCACCAUUUUCCCCGAAGACAUCAUUCACCGGCUGGCGACCAAGCUCGACUUUGGACCGCAGACCGACAAGGUCGCCGAGGAUGCCGUUCGCCUCAUCACAUCGAUGCGCAGGGACUGGAUCAUCAUGGGUCGUCGACCGUCAGGUAUCUGCGGUGCCUGCCUAUUGAUGGCCGCGCGCAUGAACAACUUCCGCCGUACCAUGCGCGAGGUCGUCUACAUUGUCAAGGUCACGAGCCAUACGAUUCAGGAGCGCAUGAAGGAGAUUGGGAGAGCGCGGGACCCCCUUCGCAUGAUCCGCCUUCCUUCUACCGACCACUCGGACGAGUACAAGAAGAAGAUCGAGGAGAAGCGACGCAAGCGCAAGCGCACCACCGGCGACGACGGUUCAGACCGCGACGGCAGCGUACUCGAGUCUCCAGCGCCACCGCCGAUCCGAACGGGGCCCGACCUGUCAUCGGUGCCGUGCCCGAGCGCCUCCUACCUCCGCGACAAGGACGGCUAUCUCAUCCCGCCCGUGCCGCCGCCCGAGCCGACGUCGGCUGAAGACAGGGUCCUCAACGGGCAGCUCGACGGCGAGGACGAGAGCAACUUUCCGGCGCUCGUGGAUGCGUUUGGCGACGACAAGAGCAAGGCCCGCGGUGUCGCCGGCAACGCCAAAGGCCGGCCGCCAAAACACCCGCUGCCGAUCAACGAGGAGUGGGUGGACGACGAGGAGAAUAUGGAGGAGCAGAUCUCGGAAAUCAUGAACGACCCCGAGACGAUGCAGCAUGCCGCAGCCUACGCCAGCGCCGAGCAGCGCGCACGUCUCCACGCCGACUGGGCGCUGCAGUACGAGCCCAGCAAGACCGUCUCGAUGGCGCCCGAGGUCCUCGAGGACGAGUUUGCCGACGACGUCGAGGUCAUGAACGCGCUGCUGUCGCCCGAGGAGGUCAAGCUCAAGGAGAUUGUGUGGGUCAACGAGAACCAGGACUGGCUGCGCAAGAACCAGCAGCGCGAGUUUGACAGGAAGCUCGAGGCCGGCAAGCCCAAGCGGCCCCGCAAGCGCAACAAGCCGCGUCUCGGCGAGGCCCAGACGUCGCCCGCCAGCACCCCGAUCGAGGCUGCCCAGAACGUCAUGAAGCACCACGGCAUGUCGAAGCGUCUCAACUACGAUGCCAUUUCGAGUCUCCUCAACAGCGGCCCAGGCGGCGGGCCCGGCACGGCCACAGGCACGGCCAGCGGGCAAACAAGCCAGGCCAACAGCGUGCUUGGUGAUGCGUUCCGCGACCGGGAGAUUGAGCCAGAGGAGGAGGAGGACGACGACGACGACGAAGAGGCUAUCGGCGAGGGCGAAGGAGGUGGCGAGGGCGAAGAGUACGGCGAAGAAUACGACGAGGACUACAACGAGUACGAGGAGAACUACGACGACGAAUACGACCAGCCGGAGAAUGACGAGUAA